AUGCCCUUGUUCUCUAGAAAUCGCCCGGCCUCUGAUGCCCCACCCCACCUCUCCGACGUCCACACUAGCCCCCGUAAACGUCUCUCGGUAGAUUCACCCACUGCUCCCUCAAAUGGCGACCCUCCCACCACUCCAUCGAGACUGAAAGCUCUUUUACAAAAGGGACGGAGUACUGUCAAUCUCGGCAACACCGAUGAGCCGGUGCCGAAACGAAAGACUUCUGGGCCAAACUUCUUCAGACGGCGUAGCUCUAAUGCAUCGUCCGACCCAUCCAGGCGUGGGCCUGCUCAAUCAACCGAGCCUGUAACGCCCCCACGGACACCUCACACAGGAUCAUCGGGCGCUGCCAUGGCUCGCUAUGCUGAUUCCGCUCCCCGUCACUCGUCCCAAUUCACCUCCCCCACUCUCUUUCCCGAAAACUUCACCCUUUCCAGCACCAUCUCCCCUGAAGCCCAGCAUGUCGACUCAAUUGAUUCUUCUCCGGGGCUAGGCGCCUCGUCGCCGCCCAACAGGAGCGCCAGACAGAGCUGGCAACCAUCGUAUCCUCUCGUCGUUCCCGAUGACAGCUAUGCGGAUGUCCCACCUGAUGGUCAUGGAACGCCUGCGGCCGAGUCCAGUGUGAUCGCAAGCGCUGCGGGAAAUGAGAAUGCAAAGAGGAGGUCGAUGGAUGCGCAAAAGUUGGAGGGGUGGAGACCGCUGGAGCCGGAAAAGAAAGAGUCUGCCCCUCAGGCGGAAAGCGCUCCGUCCAUUGGGCAGAACGAGGUCCCGCCAUAUGCCCCUUCCAGCGAGCUCGUUACUCCACCAUCGUCAGAGCCUCAACUGUCGGGGUCUACCCCGGCACCUUUGAAAAGCCUGGCGUCCACCGGUGAGCCGCAAGGGUCUCGUCCUUCAACAGCGAGUACACAAAAAACAGCCACCAGCCUGGCGACAAUCCAUGCAGACGGACAAUACCAAUUUGUGCCUUCUGCAACCUCAUCACCUCGGAUAAGCACACAAAACAUCUAUCCUUCGCCUGCCGCGACACCCUCUGCUCCAUCAUCACCAUCUUCAACUUUUAGAGCGAGACCCGGUCCACCACCUCGCAAAAUCACCAUCCACUCUCCCCCCAUGCCCCAGCCCAUCAAGAAUCUGCCUACCCUCACAAACCUCUCCUCGGUCGCAAACGGGUCUGCCGCCCCAGAGAUGACCGUGCCGACCCCUGUGCAAACGCCUGGGUGGGGUGAACUGGCAAAGGAGGGAGGUCCCAAGACCCCUGGAAGUGGAUUGAGGUCACCAGGGUGGACGGGUGCGUGGAAUAUGCCAAAGACUCCGGGGCUUGGUGCGUUCAGUUUGAACCUCCCGCCUCCUGGCAAGGAUAAAAGGUCAGAGAGACAAGAGUUGUCCGAGCAAGAGCUCAGAAAGGCCAGGAGAGCGAUGCCGGUCAUGUUGAGACAGCCAUCAAGCGCUCCUUCGGCUGAGGAUGACGAAGGUGGUGAGGCGGGAGACGACGAUGAAGAGGAAGAUGACGGCUCGGACGAGGAAGCGGACGAGGAAGCGGACGCGGAUGAAGGUGAUUCGGACAACGACAGUGACUACGAGACGGAUCGACCUUCCGGCUCGGCUAUGGGCCUCGGACGGCUCGUUGGGAAGGGCAAGGGCAAGGAGAAAGGAAAAGCCAGUAGGAAAAUAUCGCAUACCCAGGUCGGGGAUGUUGCCAAAAGUCCAAAUGGCAAAUCAGUAUGGUCUUUAGCGACGCCUGCAAAAGAAAAGGAUCAGUCCACAGCAUGGGCUUCGUUCGGCGGAGAAACACCCAAAGGAGCGCCUGCCACCCCCGGAUGGGGCUGGAAACCGACCGAACUCGAGGAGGGCUCUCCAAUCACACGUACCGGUAGCGCGCAGCCUACAGCGACAGCGACAGCUGCUGCUCGUGCUGCUCUCACACGCGACGUCUCUUCGUAUGCCACCAGCUUCUCUACAUCCGUCACUUCGAGUGGCUAUUUCGAUUCGCAACCUUCAUCGAGUGGCCCUAGUCAAAUGCCAUCGCCAAGUCCCGCGGAGCGGCAGCAGGAGCCAUUACCCAUUCUUGACAAGGGAAAGGGCAAGGCAUUACUUCCCAGCGAUUCGGGCCUUGCACCGGGGCUGCCAAUCGGUCUCGGAGUCCCUGUUGGCACUACCGCGACCGUUGAUGACCCUCCUGUGGUCAACCGGGAAUCAUCUGCUGAUGAUGAAGACGAUGAAGUCAUAAGUGUCAUCGAGGAAGAGAGCGACGAGGAAGAUGGAAGAGGUACAACAAGUGAAGGAACGAAUGAGGUCGACACACCUUCUGUCGAGGCGGUGGAGCCAUCCUCGACAGGUCUGGCGGCUCGACCAUCCAUCCCAUCAAGACCCUCUCUCUACACCCAGGGUUCCAUCUCCAUGAUUGAUCUCCCUUCAAGGCCGAAGGACACUGCGAAUACAAGUGCACCACAGGUGUCUGUAAAGCCCAGCCUUCGUACUGUACAGUCGGGUGAAGCUGUUCCCCUGCAUAUCGACCUGCCUCCUCCCAAUGCUGGACCGAGUGGGUUGAUGAGCCCAGCCGAAUGGGCGAAACCCCCUCCCACACCCGCGCUUGGAAUUGACCGCUUUAAUCUCGGGGUCAAGCCCAGCAAACCCCUCGCUGCCAAGCGGCGUAGGUCUGCGGACGACCUUUCAGCACCUCCGCCAAAGUACGAGCCGCCCUUCCCUGGGACUUUCAUCCCCAAACCGAGGGACGAAGAAGGUCAGGAACUUUUGCCCAAAUACUGGUGCUCGGUGCAUAUUGAGGGUAUGCUGCAACGCAAGAUGGAGUUUGUGGGUGAGCGCGACCUAAGCACUGAAGGAACAGACGGCAAGCGUAAAGUGGAAAAGAUUCAAGCUCGAGACCGAAGCUGGAAGAAGCUCUACUUUAUUCUCCAUGGUACAGCGCUUCUCGUCUACAAGUUUGAUCCUCAUCGCUUCCCACUCAGGGCGAAUGACCAGUCGCCGGUACCCACUAUCGACGAUGAAGAAAUGGACGAGCACUUGCAUGUGCAUCCUACGCCCGAGAGAAGGAGGCGAGCGUCGAGCGUUGGUGGUUCUUCGGUGGGAGGCCGGCGGUCGUCGAAUGCGACCAUUGGCGGAGAUAGUGGACGACGAGGAUCUGCCGACAGCACCAAUGGGUCCAUCAUCCCCAGACGUGGUUCGGGCGAAUCCAAUUCGGCUUCUUCCAUUGGACUUCCUAUCCCAGGCCGACGUGGGUCUGAAUCCAAUAACCUGGGAUCAGGGAGCUACCGUCGAAGCUCGCUCAGUAUCGUCACGAAUGCCAACGGCUCGAGCAGCAAUGUGAGCGAGGAAAAGGAUGCCAACAUGUUUACUGGUAGCACUCGACGAGGUUCAAUGUCGCAAGGCAAUGCGCCGAAUCUGUCUAGCAGCCAGUCUUCUAUCGGCACUGGCAAUCCGCUGUCUAGCCAUUUCCAGCACAAUGCCCUUGUCAAGCAGUACUCGCUCAACAAGACGGAGAGUGGUUUGGCGGCCGACUAUCACAAGAGGAAGAAUGUGGUCAGAGUGAGGGCGGACGGAGAACAAUUCUUGCUGCAGACAGAAAGCGCGAGGGAUAUGGUUGAUUGGGUCGAGGCAUUCCAAGCGGCCACAAACGUAGCCAAGGACUUGGAUCAGCGUCCAAUGCCAAAGAUCAUUACCCUGCCCCGUCGUCGAAGAAGACGCAACCAGCAAGCCCAAGCUGCUGCUGCUGCCGCUGCGGCCGCCGUCCAGGCCAACGGUCCGCAGGGUGAGGGUCAGGCUGUAGACGCAGCGUUGAGAGUGAGCCGACAGGUGGCAGCGUCGGACUUGGCGGAUAGAGAGCGAGAGAGAAUGUUGAUGGAAGACCAGGAAGCUGCGGUGUCUUGA
Messenger RNA from Cryptococcus wingfieldii CBS 7118, 3882 nucleotides. RefSeq lists its product as hypothetical. The transcript has 5 exons. The record is from RefSeq and is a predicted model, not a curated record. The coding region runs from base 1 to 3882 and encodes 1293 amino acids. Lineage: Eukaryota; Fungi; Basidiomycota; Tremellomycetes; Tremellales; Cryptococcaceae.